CAACUCCAUGACAUUUCAAUGUCGUCUUUGUCUUUGUUUUUGUUGUCCUUGCCUCAAUUACUCCAAUUAAACAAACCCAAAGCUCUGUGUAUCUCUUUAAACAAGAACUUUGCUUUGUCUUGAAUUCAUAUAAGCCUCCUACAUUUCCUUCACUGUCUUCUUGGGCACCGAAGAAAAUCAGGAAAUGGGUAGGGAAAGCAUAGAAGAAGGAGAUAUAUCAAGCCCUCUGCUUCUCAAAGAUAGAUCUCAGAUACGUGGAAGAGAUGAUGCCAAUGUUGGUGGAGAUGGGCAGAAUGGAGGUUCUUCAGCAACAACUGUGGUGGUUAUAAGCACCCUGGUUGCUGUCUCUGGUUCAUAUGUUUUUGGCUCAGCUGUAGGAUAUUCAUCACCCACUCAGGCUGGGAUAAUGGACGACCUGGGUCUUUCUGUGGCAGAGUACUCACUAUUUGGUUCUAUAAUAACAAUCGGGGCAAUGAUAGGCUCAAUAAUGAGUGGAAGGAUAGCAGAUUACAUUGGUCGAAGAGGUGCUAUGGGCUUUUCAGAAAUAUUCUGCAUCAUAGGAUGGCUUGCAAUAGCAUUCUCAAAGGCUUCUUGGUGGCUUGAUCUUGGAAGACUGUUGGUAGGAUAUGGGAUUGGGCUUCUUGCUUAUGUGGUGCCUAUUUACGUAGCUGAGAUUACACCCAAGAAUAUACGAGGAGGAUUCACAACAUUGCAUCAGUUGAUGAUAUGUUGCGGUGCUUCAGUUAUGUAUCUUAUUGGAGCUUUUGUGUCCUGGCGAAUUUUGGCUCUGAUUGGAACUAUUCCAUGUCUUGUUCAACUGCUAGGGCUAUCCUUCAUUCCAGAUUCUCCUAGAUGGUUGGCAAAGAUUGGACAAUGGAAAGACUGUGAAGCCGCUCUGCAGCGUUUUAGAGGGGAAAAUGUUGAUAUAUCUGAUGAAGCAGCUGAGAUUAGGGAUUAUACAGAAGCCCUUCAACAGCAUUCUGAAGCUACCAUAUUUGAAUUGUUCAAGAGGAAAUAUGCUUAUUCACUCAUUGUUGGAGUGGGCCUGAUGGUACUGCAACAAUUUGGAGGGGUCAAUGGCAUUGCAUUUUAUGCAAGUUCUAUAUUCGUGUCAGCUGGUUUCUCUGGUAGUGUUGGAACUAUUGCAAUGGCUGUUGUCCAGAUUCCAAUGACAGCACUGGGAGUAGUCUUGAUGGAUAUAUCUGGGCGAAGACCACUUCUGAUGAUUUCUGCAGCUGGAACAUGCUUGGGUUGCUUCCUGGUAGCAUUGUCAUUUUUGUCACAGGGCCUUCAUAAAUGGAUAGAGUUCUCUCCCUUUUUGGCACUUAUUGGUGUACUGAUGUAUAUAGGAUCAUUCUCACUAGGCAUGGGAGGAGUUCCUUGGGUUAUAAUGUCUGAGGUAUUUCCUAUAAACAUGAAGGGCUCAGCUGGAAGUCUUGUGACAGUAGUUGGCUGGCUAUGUUCUGGGAUUAUCUCCUAUGCUUUUAACUUCCUAAUGAAUUGGAGCUCAGCGGGAACAUUCUUCAUAUUCUCAAGUGUUUGUGGCCUAACUGUUCUGUUUGUUUCAAAGCUGGUGCCAGAGACCAAGGGACGAACAUUGGAAGAAAUACAAGCAUCCAUGAAUCCAUUUUUAUCCAAGUGAUAAAUUUGGCAUCCUCACCUUACACUCAUUCUAUGUUUUGAUGGAUUGUAGUAAGGCCUGAGUACUGUAGCUCAUGCAAAUCUUGGAUAGAAAAUGGACCUGAAAUAUUUGGGUUCAAGUAUGAAAAAACAUAUUGGUUUCCAUGUGAAACAAGCUUUCUAAAUGCUAUAUUUCAUCAUUUUGAUAUCCCA
This is a messenger RNA of Hevea brasiliensis (rubber tree), 1833 nucleotides long. RefSeq names its product sugar transporter ERD6-like 5. Gene Ontology annotation, molecular function: sugar transmembrane transporter activity. The coding region runs from base 185 to 1642 and encodes 485 amino acids. The record is from RefSeq and is a predicted model, not a curated record. Gene Ontology annotation, cellular component: membrane. Lineage: Eukaryota; Viridiplantae; Streptophyta; Magnoliopsida; Malpighiales; Euphorbiaceae. The transcript is spliced from 18 exons. Gene Ontology annotation, biological process: carbohydrate transport; transmembrane transport.